UGCGCCUCAGAUCAUUGAGUGAUAGUCGCUCAAUAUCUUCGCACCAAAACAGCUUAGCGAUAACAGCAUUGUUGUUGUGUGCCAAGAGUGACAAUAUUCAAGGAAAAUGAAGUCUAUUAUCAUAUGUUUGGCAUUAUUCCUUGCAGUUCAUGAAUCUGCAGCACAAAUAAAACUUUCAUUUUUGAACUUUAAUGAUUUUCACGCACGAUUCGCACCUAUCACCAUCGAUGGUGGCGAUUGCAAGCCAGGAGACAAUGAACUAGGUUUGUGCUAUGGUGGAAUUGCUAGGCUGUAUACUGCGAUGAUGGAGCGGCGCAACACGAUGACAAACCCAAUUCUCCUGAACGCCGGAGACAACUUCCAAGGAACACUGCUAUAUACUUUGUUCAGAUGGAACAUUACUUUGGAAUUCAUGAGGCAGUUCAAUUUUGAUGCAUCUGCUCUUGGCAAUCAUGAAUUUGAUCACGGAUUGGCGGGUAUCGUUCCUUACAUAGAAGGCCUUGGCAGCCCCGUCGUUGCUGCUAAUAUUGAUGCAUCACAGGAGCCAUCAAUCGAUGGAAAAUUUGUCCCCUCUGUGACUAUUGAGAGGGAAGGCACAAAAAUUGGCAUCAUCGGCUGCAUCACUCCCUUCACUUCGAGCAUGUCCAGCUCUGGAAACCUCCAAUUUCUCGAUGAGAUUCAACCAGUGACCGCAGAAGCGCAGCGACUGAAGGCUAGCGGAGUGGAAAUUAUCGUCUUGUUAAGCCACAGCGGAUAUGAUCGUGAUAUAAAUAUGGCAAAUCAGAUUCCGGAAUUGGACAUAAUUGUUGGGUCCCACUCUCACACUUUCCUGUACACUGGCACACCUCCGUCCAACGAAACGCCAGAAGGGGAAUACCCCACAGUCGUGACUCAAGCCGCUGGACACAAGUGUUUGAUUGUGCAAGCCAAGGCCUUUAGCAAAUACCUUGGAGUUUUGGAGGUGGACUUUGACGCCGCAGGUGAAGUCCUAUCAUGGACGGGAAAUCCGGUGCUUUUAGACGCCUCUGUAGCUGAAGAUCCGACUCUGGUGACCAUGUUGAAACCAUGGGUGCAAGAAGCGAGCAUAAUUGGAGAUGAAGUUUUGGGUUCAACUGCGGUCUAUCUGGAAUCAACUACUUGCUACGAUGGCGAAUGCACCAUGGGAAGUUUCUUGGCUGAUGCUAUGAUUUACGAGCACACUGAAGUCGUUGAUGAUGAUGGAUGGACCAAUGCCGCGAUUGCAAUUAUGAAUCCUGGUGGCAUUCGAGGUCCAAUGGGUGAAAGCUCGACCAUCACUGUGAAUGACUUGUUCACUGCUCAACCAUUCCAAAACACAAUCGACACAAUUGAACUGCAAGGAAAGGAUAUUCUUGAAUUGAUGGAACUGGCUGCCAGUCGCCCUCCGUUCAAGAGUUGGCGCUCAUCAAGGUUUAGCGAAGGCAGAGGCUGCUUCCAGGUCGCGGGUAUUCAUUCUACAUACAACUUGAAUAACCCAGCUGGAUCCCGUCUAAUUGAUCUAAAAUUGAGGUGUGCAAGAUGUCGCAUCCCUGAAUAUCUUCCAGUUGAGUUGGAAACAUGGUAUGUAGUUGCCAUGCCAUCAUUCCUCUCUGGUGGUAGCAGCUUCCCCCUCAUUGCUGAACGAGGAAGAAACAAGAUCGUUGGGCGAGUUGAUGUUGAAGUUUUCGCCGACUACAUCAAAAGCCAAAGUCCCAUAAUAACAGCUAUAGAAGGAAGAACUACCGUGGUUUAAGUGAUUAUUUGAGUAAACUAUUGUAUGUAGAUAAGAUUAAAUUAGCAAGGUCCCUGGCGCAGGAUGCUUACUAAUCAAUUAAACUUUAUCUGCACACUUGAUCACUCCUUACAAUA
This is a messenger RNA of Cloeon dipterum, 1866 nucleotides long. RefSeq names its product apyrase-like. The coding region runs from base 107 to 1750 and encodes 547 amino acids. The record is from RefSeq and is a predicted model, not a curated record. The transcript is spliced from 10 exons. Gene Ontology annotation, cellular component: plasma membrane. Gene Ontology annotation, molecular function: metal ion binding; 5'-nucleotidase activity; nucleotide binding. Gene Ontology annotation, biological process: AMP catabolic process. Lineage: Eukaryota; Metazoa; Arthropoda; Insecta; Ephemeroptera; Baetidae.